AUGAAGAAAAUCAGUCUUAAAACCUUCCGGAAGUCUUUCAAUUUGACUAAAAGUAAAGAAGAAGCAGAUUUCAUGGUAGUGCAACAGCCCUCACUAGCUGGUGAUUUUGGGAAAGAAGAUUCCUUGUUCGGUAGCUGUUAUGGGAAGGACAUGGCCAGCUGCGACAUCAACGGUGAAGAUGACAAGGGGGCCAAAAACAGAUCCAAAAGCGAAAGCCUCAUGGGCACGUUAAAAAGACGGCUUUCGGCCAAGCAGAAGCAGAAGGGCAAGGGCAGCGCCCCCUCCGGGAGCUCUGCUGACGAGGACACCUUCUCCUCCUCCUCAGCACCCAUGGUCUUUAAAGAUGUGAGAGCUCAAAGGCCCAUCCGGUCCACGUCCCUCCGCAGCCAUCACUACAGCCCUACGCCAUGGCCUCUGCGGCCCACAAACUCUGAGGAGACAUGUAUCAAGAUGGAGGUGAGAGUCAAGGCCUUGGUGCACUCUUCCAGUCCAAGCCCAGCCCGCAACGGGGUUCGCAAGGACUUCCGUGACCUUCAGUCGGACUCGGUGUGCCAGGAACAGAACAGUUCCCUGAAGAGCUCAGAGUCUCCCAACGGAGACCUGCACCUUCACCUUGAUGAGCAUGUGCCUGUCGUUAUCGGACUUAUGCCUCAGGACUACAUUCAGUAUACUGUGCCUUUAGAGGAGGGGAUGUACCCUCUGGAAGGACCCCGCGGCUAUUGUCUGGACGGGUCUUCUCCCAUGGAAGUCUCUGCGGUCCCUCCUCCGGGGGGAGGGAGCUCCUUCCCCGAAGACGAGAAUCAGGUUGACCAGGAGCUCGUGGUGGCCCCCGAGAUCUUUGUGGAUCAGUCGGUGAAUGGCCUGUUGAUCGGCACCACGGGGGUCAUGCUGCAGAGCCCCAGAGCAAGUCACGACGAUGCCCCUCCGCUCUCACCGUUGCUACCUCCAAUGCAGACGAAUCCGAUCCAAAGGAACUUCAGCGGGAUCACCGGCGCAGACGCCCACGUGGCAGAGAGUAUGCGCUGUCAUUUGAACUUCGAUCCUAACUCUGCCCCUGGGGUUGCCAGAGUUUACGACUCAGUGCAGAGUAGUGGGCCCAUGGUUGUGACAAGCCUUACGGAGGAGCUGAAAAAACUUGCAAAACAAGGAUGGUACUGGGGACCGAUCACUCGCUGGGAGGCAGAAGGGAAGUUAGCCAAUGUGCCCGAUGGCUCUUUCCUUGUUCGGGAUAGUUCUGACGACCGUUACCUUUUAAGCUUGAGCUUCCGCUCCCAUGGCAAAACACUUCACACUAGAAUCGAACACUCAAAUGGUAGGUUUAGUUUUUAUGAGCAGCCAGAUGUGGAAGGACAUACGUCAAUAGUUGAUCUAAUCGAGCAUUCAAUCAGGGACUCUGAAAAUGGAGCUUUCUGCUAUUCUAGGUCUCGGUUGCCCGGGUCUGCAACUUACCCCGUCAGACUGACCAAUCCGGUGUCCCGGUUCAUGCAGUUUCUGGGAGGUGCAAGGACCUGA
Messenger RNA from Pipistrellus nathusii (Nathusius's pipistrelle), 1512 nucleotides. The record is from the annotation of a GenBank genome assembly. NCBI's taxonomy places the organism in Eukaryota, Metazoa, Chordata, Mammalia, Chiroptera, Vespertilionidae.